Messenger RNA from Periophthalmus magnuspinnatus, 3471 nucleotides. It is a transcript of the gene stac, whose product is annotated as SH3 and cysteine rich domain. The record is from RefSeq and is a predicted model, not a curated record. Bases 315 to 1619 code for a protein of 434 amino acids. The transcript is spliced from 11 exons. Gene Ontology annotation, biological process: positive regulation of voltage-gated calcium channel activity; positive regulation of protein localization to plasma membrane; skeletal muscle contraction. Gene Ontology annotation, molecular function: transmembrane transporter binding. Lineage: Eukaryota; Metazoa; Chordata; Actinopteri; Gobiiformes; Gobiidae. Gene Ontology annotation, cellular component: extrinsic component of cytoplasmic side of plasma membrane.
AGAGCGGAGCGCGCGGUGUGCGUUUGGACAUGUCACGCUGCUGCUUUACGCACAAAACCAGAUAGAUGAGAGAGGUUAAACAGACGCGGGCUCUGCAAAACUAAACUAACUUGCAGAAAGUUGGUUGUUUUUUCUCCUGAUACAGCGGCAUUCAGUGCGGUGGUGGUGCGGAUGAAGCUCCCAUCUCGCCGCGUCACCGUCCGGACAACUUGUCGUCUUUCCUCACGAAGUGGAAUGGAGACAAUCUAAAAAGAGAGCAGCGUGGGAACUUUAAAGGGCUUCACUUUUGGACAUCAUCGAACGAAAGAGAGAGCAUGAUCCCUCCGGCAAACAUGAUUCAGGACGAAAGUGGGGUCAACGCAGACGAGCGCGAACACGAAGAGAGUCCAAAAUCACCCACCGCCAGCCAACACGAGACUAAGCUGCAGAGACUAAAGCGCUCACUGUCCUUCAAAACCAAGAGCAUCCGCAGUAAAAGUGCAGACAACUUCUUCCGUAACAGCAGUGAAAACAAGACGGAGCUCCUGUCGGACGUGAGCAGCAGCACAGGGCAUCUGUGCAACAUCGGCAUGGCCCCCCCUGCCAUCCCCUCCGCUCCCCCGGCCAUCCCCUCUGCCCCUCCGGCCAUCCCCUCAGCCCCCCCUCCCACCUCACGCCCGCAAGCCAGGAACCCCCUGCACGACUCGGCCGGACACUGUUUCAUGGAACACAUCUUCAAGAAGCCCACCUUCUGUGACGUCUGCAACCACAUGAUCGUAGGUACCACAGCCAAACAUGUGGUGUUUUUGGCGGGAAACACAGCGAAGCACGGCCUGCGCUGCAAAGCCUGUAAGAUGAGCCUCCACCACAAGUGUGAGAAUGGAGUGGGGCAACAGCGCUGUAUGGGCAAACUGCCAAAAGGAUUCAGGAGGUACUACAGCUCUCCACUGCUCAUCCAAGAACAGUACGGGUGCAUCAAGGAAGUCAUGCCCAUCGCCUGUGGGAAUAAGGUGGACCCGGUGUACGAGGCGCUGAGGUUCGGUACUUCUUUGGCGCAGAAGGCCAAGAGGGCGAGCGGCUCGGAGACACCUCACCACAACUCGCUGAGUGACUUGGACAAUGUUCCAGAGGAGGUGGUGGCACACAGCAGUAAGCAGGAGCUGUUCAGGAAACACAGUGAUGACGUUUUCACAGUUUUGGAGAAUGGAAUGGAGCAUUGCUUUCCACCUGAGAGAGUAUACAACAAUUCAGUGAUGGAGCCCACUCAGCUUCACAGAGACGUCUUAAAGCUGGACACAUACGUGGCCUUGUACAGCUACACCGCCCAAGAGAGCCACGACCUGGACGUCCAAGCUGGAGACAGAAUUCUGUUGGCUGACGACUCCAAUGAUGACUGGUGGAAAGGGGUGAUCGAGGACAGGAUCGGCUAUUUCCCAGCAGCCUUUGCUCACCAGGUGCAGGGCAGUGACCAGGUGUACAGGUGUAACAGGACGUUCAUUGGCUGUAAAGAGCAAGGCCAGAUGACCCUGAAGGAAGGACAGAUCUGUGUGAGCAGUGAACCAGAGCACAACGGCUUCAUCCGAGUGGCGAGUGGCAAAAGGAGAGGCUAUGUCCCGUGUGAUGUUCUGGAGAUGAUCUGAGAAGAAGACCCACACAAAAGACUGCUCCUGAGAUGGCUGUAUUCUGGCUCUAAAUGGACUGGCUUUUUAAAAUCUCACUUUGUUUAAGAAGAUGAGAUGAUUUUUGAUUGGCCAGCGGUACUCAAAAUGGCGCCUUUAAACAGGAACCUAAGCCCGUGAUUAUAGCAGUAUAAUUUAUUGAGAGAAGAUAGAGUCGGCGGUCUGGUUGAAUAAAUAUAGUGGGAUAAUUGACCUUCCUACUGAUAUAACUUCAGUAGGCUGAUUCAUUCUUUUGAGUAUGUUUGCCUCACUUUGGUUAAGAAGAUUUAUUUACUGUUUUGGGAGGUAUCUGUUAAUUCAAUCACAUUAUGUCUAUAAAUACAAAUAAGCAAAAAUGUGAGUGACAAAUUGUCUUCAACAUGCUAUUUAUGGAUAAUGAAAUAUUAGCACUGUUACCAUAGUAAUUAACAAUCAAAAACUAGCUAAAUCUUUUGAUCUGCAGUACUCAAAAUGGGUCCUUUAAACGGGAGGGUGAAACCCAUUAAAACAGCUGGAUCAUUUAUUGAGAUGAGGCUUACAAAGAAGAAUGUUUUGUCGUCAAGUUGGAUAAAUAUAGUGAAAUAACUUACCAUAUUAAUAAUAGAACUUGAGAAGGUUAAUUUGUCACUUUCAAGAAAAUACCAAGCUCCUCCCACCUCCUACAUGUGGGAAAUCAUUGCAUUCAAGAAUCUGAAAACAAUAAAAAGUAUUUGUUAUACAUGACAUACUGUUAGGCAAUGCAUUUACAAUUAAUGUUUAUUUUUCAUUUUGACAUUCACAAAUGGUUUGGUAAAUGUGCUGAGUUCCUUCAUUUACGAGGAGACAGCUGGCCAAAAGGUGAGACGGAACAGUUUGCUCACGUAUUUAAAAUUUCCUAACCUUAUUUUUGUAUUUGUGUUCCCAGACAUGUCAAAUAUAGCUUUUACUGAUAUUCCAUUUAUUUAUGUUAUAAUUUGGUGAUUUGAUUCUCAAGAUGAUUAUCCGAUCAGAAAGCAGAAUGACAAUCACACGAGUCUCUCAUUUAGGUUGCCAGUUUCAGAGCUGAAAUCGAGUUGGUUUAAACCUAAUCUCUGAUCUGAAUGUUCACUGCCAAAACCCCCAGCACCUGCAGUCAAUCAUUAACCAGUGCUAGUGCAGCCUCUGCAGCUCAGCGAGUGGAUUCUAGAGGUUCUGAGCCUUUCACAUGAGACUUGCCUGUCCAUAUACUGAAAAAAAUCAUGUAUGUGUACUUUAUCUGUAGGUUUAGACAAUGGCACCCAGGCUUAGUCAUGAUCAUAGUACCUUUUAAACAGCAAGAGCACAGGCUGUAUACAGUUCAGUGCUAUGCCAUUAAUAAAGCACAAGUCUGGUUUAUGUUUUGUGGAGAUUCACUAUGGAAUUCAAAUUGUGUUUUAGUUUGUGAUGGAGCGAGAACUGUGAUUCAUAAUGUUUGGUUGGUAAGACAUUUACAAAAAAAUGUAAAUGGAAAAAAGAAUUUAAUCAACCACUUAGCAUGCCGUUUACAGCGGUUAAUAUGUGAUCCCUAAACUAAAAUGUUACCGUUUGGUUUUGUUGGACUAGUACUGCAGACAUAUCUGGGAUGGGUUAACAGCUGUGUUUCCUUCAUUAAGACUUUGACUGUACAGUGUCUGCCAUACAAGGGAGGAGGUGUUCUGCAUGUGGUUUCUCGAAGUACAUAAUAACACGGGCGAUUGUGUACAGAAAUAUGCUUUUAUAAUAACUGCAUUUAUAGCAUGAUGUAUAGAGACAAUACUGACCUGCACUGAGCUUUUUGAAAACAGACAUUGUUCAAUUGUACAUAUGUAUAAGAAUAAAACGUUUCUUUGUUACAUUA